Molecule: messenger RNA, 1158 nt
Organism: Schistocerca cancellata (South American locust)
Lineage: Eukaryota; Metazoa; Arthropoda; Insecta; Orthoptera; Acrididae
Exons: 7
Coding region: 157-1098 (313 amino acids)
Source: RefSeq, a predicted model, not a curated record
UCAGGGCGGUAACAUCGUGUGUUCUGUCUGUGGUGCCCGCCGGUCGGUGCGUCGGACUCUGCUGCCUGUGCCACACAGUGUAUGCUGGGCUCCUCCCGGUCUGCGUAUGCGAGUGGGAUCCGCAUGCGGCGACUUGAGCUAGUCGUGGAAUGACAUAUGAAGAUGCUGGAGGCGGAGUACGACUGCGCGUGCCCCGGCCCGCCCCCGCAGUUCCAGCUGCCGCCCCCGCCGCUGCCGCCGCUGCUGCUGCAGGAGGCGGGCUGCAGCGCCGACCACGCGCUCUACUCCUGCGACGUCCUGCCGGUGCUGGACGCCGAGCUGCACAGCGGUCCCGGGAUCCCGCCGACGGCGAUGAUCGCGCUGUGCUCGGCUCUGCUGCUGGCAACGGUGCUCGCCGCCUCCGUCCUACUCUGCAGGUACCGCCGCAAGGUGCCGAACCUAGUGACGUCGUGCAAAGCGUCUCCGCAGAACAGGGUGUGCGACGUGUCGGCUGCCAACGAUGUCAUCUACGAAGACCUCACCAACAUCCGACCCAGGCCCUGCACGCAGCCCCUCCAGAUGCGGGACCUCAAGGAGAUGGUGGUGCACCCGGUGCAGUACCCAACCGGCAGCCAAGGUUGCGGAUCCUCCGUGUUCGUCUGCCCUGACCGCUAUAGCAGUGAGGGCGCCUGUACGCCCGUCUACCAGGAAAUAGGCCAAGGCCGCUGCGAGUCGGACCCGGACAGCGAGGCGGCCGCCGCCGCGGGGGCGGGCUCCGAGGACGACUUCGCGGAGGACGAGCUGAGUCUGGAGGACACGAACCCUCCGCGCCACCACCUGUCGCUGACGAUGCCGCACGGGGUGCCCGUACCGGUGCCGCCCACCGCCGCCGCCCCGCCGCCCUGGCUCGGAUCGCUGCUCAGGUACCACGCAGGCCCGCCCCCCACGGCGCCGCCGCCUGCCGUGCCGCCGGUGGCGCCGUACGAGACGGUGCCGGUGCCCGGCUUCUGCAGCUUCCGGCCGGCGCCCGCCAAGGCGCUCACCAGCCACGACUCGGACUCGGGCUACAGCCACAACACGUCGGGCGGUCGCCGGGACGCGCACUCCGGCGUCUCCUAGCGACCGCGCUGAGGCGUGCAGCGCUCUCUUAGCAACCGCGCUGCCGUCUCCUAGCUACAC